GUGCUGUCGGACGAGGAGAAGAGGAAGCAGUACGAUGCGUAUGGUGAGGAGGGAUUGAAGGAUGGGCACCAGAGCUCCCAUGGAGACAUCUUCUCACACUUCUUUGGGGACUUCGGAUUCAUGUUUGGAGGUAACCCUCGCCAACAAGACAGGAACAUUCCCCGAGGAAGCGACAUCAUCGUGGACCUGGAGGUUACACUGGAAGAGGUGUAUUCGGGAAACUUCGUAGAAGUUGUCAGGAACAAGCCGGUGGCAAGACAGGCACCUGGCAAGCGGAAAUGCAAUUGCCGGCAGGAGAUGAGGACCACUCAGCUGGGUCCUGGACGUUUCCAAAUGACUCAAGAAGUUGUUUGUGAUGAAUGUCCAAAUGUCAAGCUCGUGAAUGAGGAGCGAACGCUAGAAGUGGAGAUAGAGCCAGGCGUGAGGGAUGGGAUGGAGUAUCCCUUCAUUGGUGAAGGUGAACCCCAUGUGGAUGGGGAGCCAGGUGAUUUGCGCUUCCGAAUAAAAGUUCUUAAGCACCCAGUCUUCGAAAGAAGAGGAGAUGACUUGUAUACGAACGUGACAAUCUCGCUGGUCGAGGCACUUACUGGCUUUGAAAUGGAUAUCUCCCACUUGGAUGGGCACAAGGUUCAUGUCGCUCGGGAUAAAAUUACAAAACCCGGGGCCAAACUGUGGAAGAAAGGAGAAGGUCUACCAAACUUUGAUAACAAUAAUAUCAAAGGCUCCCUAAUAAUAACAUUUGAUGUGGAGUUCCCCAAAGAGCAACUGACAAACGAACAGCGGGAAGGUCUCAAACAGCUGCUGAAACAAGGAUCGGUGCAGAAGGUGUACAACGGAUUGCAAGGAUAUUGAUGUGUGGAAAAACUGGACUUAAAAUGAAAAGUCAGAUUUAUUUGCAGUCUUUUCUCCUGCCUGCUGUAGAACGGAAGAGAGGGAGGGUGGGGCAAUUGUUGAGGUAUAUAUAAUUUUUUUUUUCUUUGUAAAUUGUGGAAGUGCUCAGACGAGUUGGGGGAAAUACUACACUUUUCAGGACAUAACUGGUGCUGCCUAUCAUGUUCCACGUCCUGGAACAACAAAGAGACUCCUUGAGCAGGAAAAAAAAAGUGGGGAAAGGAGUUUUAAAUUCCACACAGAUUGGAAUUUCUGGUUUUUAAAUAUAUUUUGAUGUGACUUUUCUUGACCAUCUCAA
Messenger RNA from Balearica regulorum gibbericeps (East African grey crowned-crane), 1189 nucleotides. The record is from RefSeq and is a predicted model, not a curated record. Lineage: Eukaryota; Metazoa; Chordata; Aves; Gruiformes; Gruidae.